CCUAUGGGGGGCAGAAGGGGCAGAGCUCCCAUGGCAGACAACACAGAGUGAAUGAGCCAGCAUCAUUCUCCCCGAGGGAAGGGUCCUUGACAGAUCUAGAAAUGGCAGCUAGGAAAGUGAGUGGGCCAAGGCCCGCCCCAUGGCCUCUGGGAGGCCCUGGGUUCCAUUCCCACCAUUGCACCAAGAGGCCAGGAGGCAGACUGGUUUCUGACCCGCCCUGCUGCAGCAGUGUUUCCAUUGUAUCGAUUGUCUCUUGUUUGUCUAUCCCUUUGAGUGGUGGAGUCUUGGCCAAAUCACUGCCCAGCUAAACUGAACUUUUGUUUGGAGCCCUACUUCAACUAAGCGAGGUGGCUGCCUGCCAGUUGAGAUUUCACGUGGCUGUGUGGCCUCUUUGGGGUUUGAUUCAAACCAAACUUGUUUGAAGGCCGAGUGAGUGGGGGAGUAGAGGUGAGGCUGGGACACUGGGGAGGAGAAGGACUUGUCCCUCCCACCUCAUGAGAGGGCCACCUCAGGAACCAGCAGGGCGGGACUGUUGACAAGACCCAAGGACAAACCAACCCUCCUCACAGUUCAGCAGUAAUCUAGAGGGUUCCAGAAAAGCGAAACGUUCCCUCCUGAAGACAGACAGCCAGGAGCCAGCGUGAGCAGCCAACAGCCUGUGCCAGAGAGGUGCCAGUAGCAGCUCCUUCAGAAUGUCCAGCCAGGACCUGAGUAUCGCUGCCAAACUCAUCAAUGGAGGUGUAGCAGGGCUUGUGGGAGUAACCUGUGUGUUCCCCAUUGACUUGGCCAAGACCCGACUACAGAAGCAGGGCAAAGAUGUGUACAGAGGAAUGAUAGACUGCCUCAUGAAGACAGCACGCAUGGAGGGCUUCCUGGGCAUGUACCGAGGGGCUGCAGUAAACCUUACCUUGGUCACUCCUGAGAAGGCCAUCAAACUAGCAGCUAACGACUUCUUCCGGCAGUUGCUCAUGGAAGACAGGACUCAGCGGGACCUGAAGAUGGAGAUGCUGGCUGGAUGUGGGGCUGGAAUGUGCCAGGUGGUGGUUACGUGUCCCAUGGAAAUGCUCAAGAUUCAGCUGCAGGAUGCUGGGCGCUUGGUGGCCCAUCACCAGGGCUCUGCCGCAGCACCCCCCUGCCACAGUGCUGACUUGCCUUCCACUUGCAAGCGCCCAUCUGCCACCCUCAUCGCCCAGGAGCUGCUUCGCACAGAGGGCCUGUCUGGUCUCUACAAGGGCCUGGGGGCCACUCUCCUCAGGGAUAUCCCCUUUUCCAUCCUCUACUUCCCCCUGUUCGCCAACCUCAACAACCUCGGGGUCAGCGAGCUCACAGGAAAGGCGUCCUUUGCUCACUCUUUCCUAUCAGGCUGUGCUGCAGGGUCCGUGGCAGCUGCCGCAGUCACCCCACUGGAUGUUCUGAAAACUCGAAUCCAAACCCUCAAGAAAGGGGUAGGUGAGGAUACCUACAGCGGGGUCAUGGACUGUGCCAGGAAACUCUGGACUCAGGAGGGACCCUCCGCCUUCAUGAAGGGAGCAGGCUGCAGGGCCCUGGUCAUAGCGCCUCUGUUUGGCAUCGCCCAGGGGGUCUACUUUGUCGGGAUUGGAGAGCACGUCUUAAAGUACUUUGAGUAGAGCUAGUGCCCGGCCUGCCCUGCCCUGUAGUAUUUACUACCUCAGUCACAGAAGCAGCAGCCGAGUGAACAGCCCUUUCUUCAUGAUUUCUGAAUUUCCUUUGGGGUAAGGCUGCUACAUAUGCUCCUAACCACCCGUUUCUAACCAGAAUUAUCCUUGUUUUGGUUGUAAAGACAAAAGGGCUAUUUUUACAGUUAACAUUCCCAGUUCACACUCAAGUUCAGGAUACUGAACUUGAAGUUGGUGUGAGGGUUAAAUGUUGUCUAGCUUGAAUUCAAAAACUUACUGUGAGCGCUAGCACUGAUGUGGAGCAAAGGGGGGGACGGAAGCGAGAACCUUGCUGGCCCAGGAGCCUCCUUGUGUGUGCCGCAUGGAGGGCAGAGUCCACCCAGAUCAACAGUCACGUCAGAGCGGCUCUCCUGACCAGGUUCUCCUCCUGCAGCGCGGCCCCCGACCCUUCCUGUGGAUGUUCCUAUCUGUUUGAAAUAGAAAACUUAAUGGUGAAGGCCUCACUGGUAAUUGAGGGGCGCGGCUCCACUUUCUCACUGUCUCCAUCACUUCCUAGGGGCAAACUCAAGGGGCUGA
This is a messenger RNA of Perognathus longimembris pacificus (Pacific pocket mouse), 2213 nucleotides long. It is a transcript of the gene Slc25a18, whose product is annotated as solute carrier family 25 member 18. Gene Ontology annotation, molecular function: L-aspartate transmembrane transporter activity; L-glutamate transmembrane transporter activity. NCBI's taxonomy places the organism in Eukaryota, Metazoa, Chordata, Mammalia, Rodentia, Heteromyidae. The record is from RefSeq and is a predicted model, not a curated record. Gene Ontology annotation, biological process: malate-aspartate shuttle; aspartate transmembrane transport; L-glutamate transmembrane transport.